Messenger RNA from Vigna unguiculata (cowpea), 1237 nucleotides. It is a transcript of the gene ATXR6, whose product is annotated as TRITHORAX-RELATED PROTEIN 6. The record is from RefSeq and is a predicted model, not a curated record. Gene Ontology annotation, molecular function: protein binding. NCBI's taxonomy places the organism in Eukaryota, Viridiplantae, Streptophyta, Magnoliopsida, Fabales, Fabaceae.
UCAAAUAAAUUCAGACUUUGUUCUUGCAUCUGUAUCAAUGGCGUCUUCACUCCCUCGGAGAAGAACCCACGCUCCCAAAUCAUCUCCCGCCGUAGCCGUAAUCGACGACAUUUUAUGCCAGGAAUGCGGCUCCGGCGACUCUCCGGCGAGGUUGCUUCUCUGCGACAACUGCGAUCGAGGCUACCACCUCUUCUGCCUCCGUCCCAUCCUCCCUUCCGUCCCCACAGGCUCCUGGUUCUGUGGCUCCUGCUCCAACCACAAGCCUAAGUCUUUCCCCCUUGUUCAGACCAAAAUAAUUGAUUUCUUUCGCAUUCAACGUUCCUCCGAGCCAUUGUUGAAUCAAGAUGCACGGAAGAAGCGAAAGCGGGGUGGGAGCUUGGUGAUUUCGAAGAAGAAACGGAAACUGUUGCCGUUCGUGCCGAGUGAGGAUCCAAAUAGGAAGUUGGAGCAGAUGGCAUCACUGGCAACGGCAUUGACCGCUACUAAUACAGAGUUCAGCAAUAAGCUUACUUACAUGCCUGGAAUGGCACCUAGGUCUGCUAAUUGUCCUGCUCUCGAGCGUGGUGGAAUGCAGGUUUUGUCAAAAGAAGAUACUGAGACAUUAAACUUGUGCAAAAGUAUGAUGGAAAGAGGAGAAUGGCCACCUCUAAUGGUUGUUUUUGAUCCUCUAGAAGGCUUCACAGUCGAAGCAGAUAGACCCAUCAAAGAUUUAACCAUAAUUACAGAAUAUGUUGGGGAUGUAGAUUUUUUAAAGAAUAGGGAAAAUGAUGAUGGAGAUAGCAUAAUGACACUUCUUUCAGCUUCUGAUCCUUCGAAGACACUUGUGAUCUGUCCUGACAAACGUAGCAAUAUAGCCCGGUUCAUCAAUGGCAUCAAUAACCAUACACAGGAAGGAAAAAAGAAACAAAACUUAAAAUGCGUGAGAUUUGAUGUUGGAGGCGAAUGUCGAGUUCUUUUAGUCUCCAAUAGAGAUAUCUCAAAGGGGGAAAGGUUGUACUAUGACUACAAUGGAGAUGAACAUGAGUAUCCAACUGAAAAUUUUGUCUGAUUGCCUUCAGAUGUAAGCAAAGCACCCCAAACAAGGGGGACUGCGAGCUUGUCAUUUUUUUCAUCACUAAGUUGAUUUGGCCACCCGCUUUAGAAUGAUUGCUUUGUGACAGCCCCAUUUGGUGUACACUCUGAGCUGGACAUGUAUCAUGUUGAAUGCACUAUAUUUUUAAAUUGUUUAUUGAUUAAA